Messenger RNA from Plasmodium cynomolgi strain B, 963 nucleotides. RefSeq lists its product as hypothetical. The coding region runs from base 1 to 963 and encodes 320 amino acids. The transcript has a single exon. The record is from RefSeq and is a predicted model, not a curated record. Lineage: Eukaryota; Apicomplexa; Aconoidasida; Haemosporida; Plasmodiidae.
AUGGUGCACACCUGCACGGGUCACCUCAUCAGGAACCACUUGGCCAAAUCGGUCAGGGCUUUUAAAGGGGAAGGCCCCUUUGCCCAGAAGAGCUUAUGGAAUGUGUGGGCGAAGAAGUAUAGCAGCGAGGCGUCCCCCCUGGUGUGUGGGGGGAGUUAUGCUGCAGGAAUUCCCAGCUGGACGGGCUCCACGAGUAGCAGCAUCUGUGCAGGUCAUCGCGCACCCUUUACAGGCCACCACACACCCAUUACAGACCACCGCACACUCCUUGCACCCCACCGCAGAGCCAUAACCAGCUGCAGUGCCACCCGCUUGGGAAAGCAAACCAGCGAUGAGAGCUUCUUCGAAGGGGAACACCUAAAUAGAAAAUUAGGGGGUUAUGGAUACCCCAUGAUGUUUAUCGUGACGUAUGAUCGACCCAGCUGGCAACCAUUUUGGGAAAACGAAUACGAGGUCAUCCCAAGAGAUGAAUUCGGAGUCCCAGCCAGUAUCCCCCCUGAGGUCUCCACACACAUCAAGCACACCUACUAUGUACCUCCACAGUUCUAUACCUUCCUCAAAAAAUUAGCUGAUGAUACAGAAGACCUAAAGCCAUACAUGCACAAACUUAUCCGAGGUGAAUUCACCUACGAUGAUUAUCAAGAAAUGUUUUACAAAUUUGCAAAGCCGCUCAAAAUUUUUAGGAGCAAGAUACCCUUGCCGUAUAGGACUGCAGAGGAGAUGUCGAAGGAGGAGGAAAUGAAAUGGGAGUCAGCUUGGUAUACGUACCGACAGAAAAUGCUAGCGGAGUAUAAUGUCACCAUGUGCUUGCGUGAGUUUAUUCUCUACAUGACCGUGGGUCUGUACUUUGCCUACUUGUGGCUGGACGCCCUGAGGCAGUACCGCCUAGACAUGAAGCUCUUUUACUUGGAGGCCCCCGAGCACAAGAUCAACUGGGUCAAGCCGCGCGGCGAUUUGGUGUAG